This is a messenger RNA of Vitis riparia (riverbank grape), 1691 nucleotides long. RefSeq names its product transcription factor TGA1-like. Gene Ontology annotation, biological process: DNA-templated transcription; regulation of DNA-templated transcription. The transcript has 9 exons. The record is from RefSeq and is a predicted model, not a curated record. Lineage: Eukaryota; Viridiplantae; Streptophyta; Magnoliopsida; Vitales; Vitaceae. Gene Ontology annotation, molecular function: sequence-specific DNA binding; DNA-binding transcription factor activity. The coding region runs from base 123 to 1211 and encodes 362 amino acids.
AUUCGAUUCUUGAAUGGCUCUUAGGGUUUCGGAACUGUCUCGAGGAGUUUCCCUGAGGUUUUGGUGUGUUUGGACUGCAGGAAACUUCGCGGGAAAGUUCUUCAACUGAGUUUGGAGAGAGCAUGAACUCUUCAUCCACCCACUUUGUCACCUCGAGAAGGAUUGGCAUAUACGAGCCACUCCACCAGAUUAGCACGUGGGGAGAAAGCUUCAAAACUAAUGGUUGUCCAAAUACAUCAGCAUCCACAAUCGCAGAGUUGGAAGCCAAACUAGACAAUCAGUCAGAGGACACUUCACAUGGAACACCUGGACCUUCUGAAAAGUAUGACCAAGAAGCUACUAAGCCUGUUGAUAAGGUACAAAGACGUCUUGCACAAAACCGUGAGGCUGCUCGUAAAAGCCGUCUGAGGAAAAAGGCCUAUGUUCAGGAGUUAGAAUCUAGUAGGGUGAAACUGAUGCAAUUAGAGCAAGAACUCGAGCGUGCUAGACAACAGGGAUUGUAUCUAGGUGCUGGGUUAGAUGCUGGUCAUCUAGGGUUCUCUGGAGCUGUAAACUCAGGAAUUGCUGCAUUUGAGAUGGAGUAUGGUCAUUGGGUAGAAGAACAAAGUAGUCAGAUCUGUGAGCUGAGAACUGCUUUGCAUGCUCAUAUAAGUGAUGUAGAGCUCCGGAUACUGGUGGAGACUGCCAUGAACCACUAUUUCAAUCUUUUCCGCAUGAAAGCUACUGCUGCAAAGGCUGACGUGUUCUACAUGAUGUCUGGCAUGUGGAAAACAUCAGCUGAACGAUUUUUCUUAUGGAUUGGAGGGUUUCGCCCUUCUGAGCUUCUAAAGGUUCUUGUUCCACAGCUGGACCCGUUAACAGACCAACAAAUUUUGGAUGUUUGUAACCUUCGACAAUCUUGUCAACAAGCCGAAGAUGCUCUUACACAAGGAAUGGAGAAACUCCAACAAAUUCUGGCUGAGGCUGUUGCAGCUGGUCAACUGGGUGAAGGAAGCUACAUCCCCCAACUGGCUACUGCUCUGGAGAAAUUGGAAGCUGUGGUGAGCUUCGUGAAUCAGGCGGACCAUCUUCGUCAGGAAACUCUGCAGCAGAUGGUACGCAUCCUAACAAUCCGUCAAGCAGCUCGGGGCCUGCUUGCCCUGGGGGAGUACUUCCAGCGUCUUCGAGCCUUGAGUUCACUCUGGGCUACCCGUCCUCGUGAGCCUGCCUAGUCUUUAGUGGGAAUUUCCACACAGUCAAAACCUCAAUGAGUUGGUCAUCAGCAUAAGUCAUUCAGCAGGCUGCCUGUGGUUAAUGUUUGUCACAAGCAUAUAUAUAGACAUCAUCCAAGCUGCUGACAUUUUUCAAGCAGCCCCCAAAAAUUGAGAAUUUGUAAAUAUGAACAGCCAUUUUAUCAUGAGGCAAUAAGUAAUUUUCGGUGGCUGCUUGUAUAUUGUAUUGUUUCACAAGGUAAUUUAGUUGAAUAGGCUUCAUGUUUGGGGGGAUGGAUGGAGCCUGUCAUAUGAACUUUCAGGUGUUUCUGUGUAUUUCAGUGUUUAUAGUAUGAUGGUUGUGUAUUUUGCUAUGAAAUGCCUUGGAAAUGAAGGGAUAUCUAUACGGGAACAACCCAGUGCCAAUAAAAUCUUCAUUGGAUCAUGGUUGGAUGGAGAUGUCCAUGGGUGUUUUCCUUCUUCCAAGUUCAGGUUUCUCUC